Messenger RNA from Spinacia oleracea (spinach), 1259 nucleotides. Its product is annotated as caffeoylshikimate esterase. Lineage: Eukaryota; Viridiplantae; Streptophyta; Magnoliopsida; Caryophyllales; Amaranthaceae. Bases 103 to 1113 code for a protein of 336 amino acids. The transcript is spliced from 2 exons. The record is from RefSeq and is a predicted model, not a curated record.
UGAUCUUAUUACCACUUUUAUUGGCAACAAAAAAACUGUUUUGUGUCAUUAUCUUUUUAUAAAUAAAAAAGGGUAAACAAAAAAAAAGAAUAGAAAAAAAAAAUGGUGCACCCAGUAGCAGAAGCGAACGAAAAGAGUCCCUUUGGCUCACUUUCACCGGACGAGUUCUACGCCAAGCACUCAGUGAGUCACUCGUCCGAGUACAUCACCAACUCGCGAGGACUGAACCUUUUCACUCAGUGGUGGGCCCCACUUCAAGGAGAGAAAAUCGGGGUGAUCUGCGUCGUCCAUGGCUACACCGGCGAGUCAAGCUGGACCGUCCAACUCACUUCCAUCCACUUCGCCAAGGCGGGGUUUAUCGUCUGCGCGAUUGACCACCAAGGGCACGGAUUCUCCGACGCGCUUGAUGGCCACGUGGCGCACAUCCCUGAUAUCAACCCUGUGAUUGAUGACUGUAUUUCGUUCUUUGAUUCGUUUCGUGUGAAACACGCGCCGGGUUUGCCGUCGUUUCUUUACUCGGAGUCGCUUGGUGGGGCGAUUGCGCUGCUUAUUACGCUGAGGAAGAAGCGCGUGGGUGAGGGUGAGGGUGAGGGUGAGGGUGAGAGUGAGAGUGGGGGGUUUGAUGGAGUUGUGCUGAAUGGGGCUAUGUGUGGGAUUAGCCAAAAGUUUAUGCCACCAUGGCCUUUGGAACACCUUCUUGGGGUGGCUGCUAAGUUGAUACCUACUUGGCGCGUGGUUCCUACUCGCGGUUCAAUUCCUGAUGUGUCCUUCAAGGUGGAAUGGAAGCGUAAGCUAGCAAUUGCAAGCCCAAAAAGGCACAUGGGAAAGCCACGCGCUGCCACCGCGCUCGAGCUGGUAAGGAUAUGCAGGGAGAUUCAAGGGAGGUUAGAGGAAAUAGAUGUUCCCUUGAUGAUUGUUCACGGUGGAGAUGACGUCGUAUGUGACCCCGCCUGCGUCGAGGAGUUGUACACACGCGCCUCCAGCAAGGAUAAGACACUAAAGGUUUAUCCGGGUAUGUGGCAUCAGCUGGUUGGUGAGUCUGAGGAUGAUGUGGAGCUUGUCUUUGGUGAUGUCUUGGAUUGGCUCAAGUCUAGGGCUUUAGGGUGCAAGUGAUUUUUACAUUAGUUGUAUUGAGUCUCAACUAUUUGGAAGUGUUAAAGUUAAGGUGCAUUGGUGCAUAUUGUGUUUGAACUUUAACUUAUUAUGUGUACAAGUUUCUGACAUCUCGUCUAUUUUAAUGAAAAAUGGAUUCUAAAUUA